GAUGAACCCAAACAGAUGGCAGAGGGUCUCACUGAAGUCAGUAUUGAGCCAGAAAACAAAGAACUACCAGCAAAUGUUUUGAAAAUUGUUCAAGCACCAGAUGUAUUAGAGGCUGUUCAAGCACCAACAUUAUAUUCAGAGGAGGGCAGUGUUCAAUCACUUGUAAAAGAGCUUAUACCAGAGGAUGUUCCAGAAGGAGAAACAGUUACUGAUGAACCCAAAGAGGAAAGAAUACCUCCCACUGAAGCCAGCCUUGAGCCAGUGGAUUCUUCCACAACUGGACAUGUUCAAGAACCAGAAGUACUACAAGCUGAGCAAGCAGCCACAUUAGAUUCAAAGGUGGGAAUCCUUUUUUCACUUGAAAAGGAAGUAACAUCAGGGGAUAUUCCAGUAGUGGAAACAGUUACAGAUGAACCCAGACAGGAAAAUGAAGUUGAGACAGAAGAAAAACUACCAGUAGAAGCUGCCAAAACAGAACAUGCCCAAGAACCAGAAGUAUUACCAUCGGAUGUCAAAGAUCAUGUAACUGAAACAAACCCUGAUGAAGGGACAUCGAUGUGUAUGCAUGCAGUCAUAGAAAGUAUUGAGGGAGGUAGUGCUCAGGAAUUUGAGAAGCAAAUAUUGUUAGAUGACGUUCAUAAACCAAACAUUGACAGUGUCAUUGCUUCAGUUACAGAUGGACUUAAGGGUGAAGGUGUGGCACAACUGGGUUCCUCUUUGGAGAGAGCAAAGGAUCAGGAAACUGAGAGUAUUACACAAGAUGUUGGGGUUGAGCAGGAAGAUUGCAUACCUGAAGGUGUAGACGAGUUAUUAACAUUAACAGCAGUUUGUGUAUCCUCUGUGAAUGAGGAAGAAAGUAAUGUCCAGGUACUAGAAAAGACUGUAUUAACCGAAGAAAGUCCAGCACCAUGUGUAGACAACGCUGCAGUUACAAAUGAACCCAAACAUGAAGUGCAUCUCAGUGCAGGGCAAGUCGACGUUGAGGGAGAAACAGAAAGUACGUUUUCAGGCACUGCUCAACUGACUUCUGCAGUUGAGCAUGCCCUAGUGGCGCAUGUAGUCAUAUGUAAUAUAAAAAAUGUCUCAACUGCAAUACCUGAUGUUUUGAUAGAGAAAACAUCACCCAUUACUGAAUUCUCGAUAGAAAGAGUCACAAGUGAGCUACUGUUUGAGGAGGAAGUCGAGACUGCCACAGCAUUAGUGAAAGACGAUAAGGCUGAGACAGCUGAGGAAGGCAGUGUGGUUGUGAUGAUGCACGUGCCAUCAGUAGAGUUUGAGGAUAAUAACAUAACUCAAGUACAGGUGGUCAAUGAUGAUAUCAAAUCAGCUGAAACAAUUGUGGACACAGUGGUAGAGGUAGGGGAAACAGAAGUCAUAGAUGUUUGUCAUGAAAAUGUUAAAAAGGUAGACAGUCUCUCCGCAACUCCAGAGAUUGUAGAGGAAUUAAUUAAUGAGCAAAACAAGGUGACCAUUCAAGAAGUCAUUCAACAUGUAAAGGAAAACUUACCAGAGACAGCACCUGAAUCACUGGUUGUCAACUUGGGACAAGAUGGUAUUGAACAGCCAGAUGCUGUGACCGAAGUGAGUGAGAUGGUUAAAAGUGAAUCAAAUGAAGUUGAGGAUCAAAAAGAGAUGGCUGAUAGUAAUGCAUCUUUCCAUGAAAGACAAGAUGAAACGUCUACGGAAAUCAGUGCCGUCGCUGCAACUGGACAGCAAGUGACUGAGGAUCUGCACACACCUGACGUUACACCAUGUUUAGAUGUUUCUAUCCAUGAUCAAAAAGACCAUUUGGAGGAAAAAUCAGAAGCAGGUGUCGUAGUAGAAGAGGUAAAAUCAAUUCAAGUGAUUCACAAAGAAACACAAAUUACCCAAGCUCCGAUUGUAACACCUAAUAACACUGGAUUAGUAGCACCCGAAUACACUGGAGUCAUCUCGUCGAUAGGUAACGUGGAGUCCCCUUCAAGUCUUUCAAUUGAAUUCAAACUCAACAUACAGUUUGGGCAAGCAAAUGAACCAGCUUCCCCACCUACAACAGAGAGAUCUGAACCUGUGAAAAAGACAGACGUGUCUGAGUUCGGAGUUCAGGCAGUAGUGGUAGUAGAACCCGUAAGGACAGCCAAACAAAUAGAGUUAAUGGAGGUCGCUGUUCAGGCUACAGGAACCACAGAACUAGCGGCAAACUUAGAUUCAAAGGAAAGAGCCGUGGUUACGACUCAACCUGUAGUGCUGGAUAUCAGCAUCCAAGCGAUGGAACCAGACGAACAAAUCAAAUCAACAGAGACAGUAAACUCCAGUGUCCAGGCAACAGAAACAAAAGAACCAGUGAGGCAAACAGAGAAAACAGAAGAGUCCCUGAGUCAGCCAGUACUCUCUGAAGCGUGUGAGCAAGAAACAAAAGAGCCUGCUAAACAGAAAGAGUUGGACCAGGAUGUGUGGAUGGAUGCUGAGGAAGACAUCUACACUCAAGAGAAAACAGAGGCGUGCCUUCUUGAGGUGGAGGAAUCUGUUGGACCUCAGACAGAAAGCGAGCAAGAGGCAAAGGCAGGACUUGAACAUGAGGUUGAAAUGGCUUCUAAAUCCAAGACUGAGGAAGAGGAAAGUCAACAGAAAAUGCACAAAACAGUAGAAAGAUGUGAAACUGAUAGCGAAGGUGAAGAUUUUGCUGUUGCACCCGAGCAUCCUGAAACUGAAACUGUGAGUGUCACAACAAUGGAGUGAAAUUAAUUCUGCUCGACUUCAGUGUCACUAACCGGUUGGACAAUCAAAAAGGAAGUCACUCAAGUUUGUAAGAAAUUUUCAAAAAGCCACUAAAGAGUAGCGCUGACAGUGGUAGAAGAACUUUACAGGAAACAGCAUUCUGCUGCUUUUAUUUGACAUUUUGUUCAACUUAUUAUUAUCAUAAUGUGUGCGAUUAAUGAGAGAGAUCUAGUACGAGCAACAUCAACUGGAGAACUGCUACGCUUGGCUCAGGGUGCAUGCAGUGUGAUUCUAGAGGUUUGACAGUGAACUACAUCCAUUAUCCAAUAGCUUUGUUCAAGCAUUCUCAUGAGCUGUUUCUUUAUAGUGCAAUUUUCCAAUCAUGUCAAAUCUUUUCAAUUAUAAAUCAUGUUUUUGCAAAGAUCUAUUUAGAUCUUUUUUUAGAUGAAUGUCUAAGAGUAUAAGACAGCAUUCUUGUUAGCAGUUUUGUGCUUCAAAUAGAUUUGUGUAAGUAUUAAAAAACAUUAAUUCAUAAUGUACAUAAACCAGGCACUGGACAAUUGUUCAUUUAUUUUGACCUAAAUAGUAUAUGUAUAUAUUUCACUGUAUCAUCUGUGCUCAUAAACUGUUUUGCUUCAUCACUUAAACAGGUCAAUGCAGGUAAAGACUAUAGGCAGAGCUGAACAUACUAUUACUGUAAACUAUCUUGUACAUAAUGAUUAAUGCUUAUACACUCAUGUGCUCAUUUUUAAUCUACCAGAAUUUUUACUGUGGCAAGUUAAGAUUAUUUUUGUUUGAAGUUAAAUGAAUCUUCACAUAUGUAUUUAUCAUUAAUUCAAUUGUAAUCAGCAAAGCCUUAAACAAUGAUGGCAGCUUUACUCAUCCCGUUCUAUCUCCCAGUGGUUUGUGUGUAAACCUCAAACACCUUAAGGAGACGAUUUAUUUCCACAUAUACGGACGUUAAUGGAAAAUUCUUGCUGAUCUUUGAUGUUAAAUAAUUACAAAAUGCAAAACAUAAACCCGAGUUGUGUGUUUAUAUAUUUACAUAUAUGUAUAAACUAUUUUAUUGGAAUAAAUUCAUACCUGGUUAUUUCAA
Messenger RNA from Anarrhichthys ocellatus (wolf-eel), 3793 nucleotides. RefSeq lists its product as uncharacterized. The transcript is spliced from 2 exons. Lineage: Eukaryota; Metazoa; Chordata; Actinopteri; Perciformes; Anarhichadidae. The record is from RefSeq and is a predicted model, not a curated record. Bases 16 to 2718 code for a protein of 900 amino acids.